AUGUCUCCUCACGCGGUGAUCACUCCAACAAUAAGCCCUGUCAUCGACGAGGCUAUUACGAAAGAGUUUGCCGUUACAGAGAAUGGCUUUCUCCCCAAGUCAGCUCCCUCAAAACGUCUUUCGGACUCCUACUACGCGCCAUGGGAGAGGCUAGCCUAUAGACUGCCUCUCUUGAUCCAGGAAGAACGCAUCCGCUGCGAGGUCGACCUCCUCCCCGUGCUCUCGGUGGACAACUUACGUAGUGAAGAAGACUGGAGGAGAGCAUAUGUUAUCUUGACUUUUCUCACCCAUGGGUAUAUCUGGGGAGGCCAAAAGGCAGCGGAGAUUCUCCCACCUGCCAUCACCGUUCCUCUGCUCAAGAUAUCCUCGCAUCUCGAACUUCCACCCGUCGCGACCUAUGCCGGACUCGCUCUGUGGAAUUUUGCCUCACCGUCCUCCAGCUUUGAAGAUGUCGAGUCUCUCAAAGCCCUACUCACAUUUACUGGGACUGAGGACGAGUCAUGGUUCUAUAUGGUGUCCGUGGCUAUGGAGUGCCAGGGCGCCCAGGUCAUCUCAAAGAUGCUCCGAGCCCUAGAAGCCCUGCGUGUUCGUGACCUAGACUCUGUGUCCGCCGCCCUCGAGUGGCUUCCGGAGCGUUUCCGUACCAUUGGCGACAUGCUCGACCGCAUGCACGAGCGCUGUGACCCCAUGGUAUUCUACCACGAUAUUCGCCCCUUCCUGGCUGGCACCAAGAACAUGUCCGCUGCGGGCCUGCCUCGGGGUGUAUUCUUCGACGAGGGAGACGGUAAGGGCAAGUGGACCGAGCUGCGCGGCGGAUCCAACGGACAGAGCUCGCUCAUCCAGUUCUUUGACGAGGUGCUCGGCGUGGAGCACAAACCUGCCACAAGACAAAGCCCUACGGGCAAGAAGGAAGAAGUGAGCUACCAUGAGGAGGUCCGUGGCUACAUGCCCGGCCCGCACCGUCGGUUCCUCGAGCACCUGCCCCGCCUCGGCAGCAUCCGCAACUACGUCGCGCAGAUCGCGGAUAGGGAAGGCAACGACGGCGAGGCCAUCUCGCCUGAAGAGGCACGCCUGCGGGUGGCGUACAAGGGCGCCACGGCGGCGCUGACCGAGUUCCGCAAUAGGCACCUCAACCUCGUGGCGCGCUUCAUCAUCCUGCCGGCGCGGCAGGGGCGCAACGGACCCGGCCGGCCGGGGGCGGAGAACCUGGCGAGCGCAUCGAGCGCCCUGGCGAGGCAAAAGGGCGCGCAGGCGGAGCUCACAGGCACGGGCGGCACGGCGCUGCUGCCUUUCCUCAAGCAUGUGCGGGAUGAGACGUGGAGGGCCGGGAGUGAGAUCAAGUGA
This is a messenger RNA of Thyridium curvatum, 1344 nucleotides long. RefSeq lists its product as uncharacterized. Gene Ontology annotation, cellular component: cytoplasm. Gene Ontology annotation, molecular function: heme binding; indoleamine 2,3-dioxygenase activity; metal ion binding. Gene Ontology annotation, biological process: 'de novo' NAD+ biosynthetic process from L-tryptophan. The record is from RefSeq and is a predicted model, not a curated record. Lineage: Eukaryota; Fungi; Ascomycota; Sordariomycetes; Thyridiales; Thyridiaceae. The transcript is spliced from 2 exons. Bases 1 to 1344 code for a protein of 447 amino acids.